Hylaeus volcanicus is the source of this 2136-nucleotide messenger RNA. RefSeq names its product acyl-protein thioesterase 2 (gene Apt1). The coding region runs from base 64 to 765 and encodes 233 amino acids. The transcript is spliced from 8 exons. NCBI's taxonomy places the organism in Eukaryota, Metazoa, Arthropoda, Insecta, Hymenoptera, Colletidae. Gene Ontology annotation, molecular function: palmitoyl-(protein) hydrolase activity; carboxylic ester hydrolase activity. Gene Ontology annotation, biological process: protein depalmitoylation. Gene Ontology annotation, cellular component: cytoplasm. The record is from RefSeq and is a predicted model, not a curated record.
GAAUAACCCCAUGACUCUUCCGUGACGAAAUAUUUUCUGAUUAGCUCAGAUUAGUUAUCAGCGAUGGGCAAUUCUGCAGCCCGUCCACAAGCACGACGAAUAAUGACAUCUGUGGGAAGCCCUGUGGUGAUUGCAGCUACGGCCAGACACACAGCGACUCUUAUAUUUUUUCAUGGAUUGGGUGAUACUGGACAUGGCUGGGCCACUUCGUUGAGUGCAGUACGAUUACCUCAUAUUAAAGUUAUUUGUCCAACGGCACCAAUAAUGCCAGUGACGUUAAAUGCAGGAUUUAGAAUGCCUUCUUGGUUUGACUUACGAACUUUGGAACCAAAUGGAGUUGAGGAUGAAGAGGGUAUACGCAAAGCUGCGGAAAUGGUGCACUCUUUAAUUGCAGAAGAAGUUGCAGCAGGAAUACCUACAAAACGCAUUGUUAUUGGUGGUUUUAGUCAGGGUGGUGCCCUUGCUAUAUAUAGCGCUCUUACAUUUCCAGAGCCUUUAGCUGGUAUUAUAGCUUUAUCUUGUUGGGUUCCUCUGCAUCGAAAGUUUCCUGAUGAAGCAAUAGGAAAUAGAAACACUCCAUUGCUACAAUGUCACGGUAAUUGUGAUCCAAUAGUACCGUACAGGUGGGGCCAGAUAACCGCGACCUAUCUCAAGGGAUUCAUGACACAAGCAGAAUUUGUAACAUACAGAGGAAUGAUGCAUGCUUCCAGUGAUGAGGAAAUGCGCGACAUGAAGGCCUUCAUCGAAAAAGUUUUGAAGCCGUAAUAGUUCUAUUAAAUACAAUAUUUUAAUCGUUAAACUUAUUAUCUUAUUGUUCUUUAUUCGAUUAAUUACUUCCAACUUUACUGCUACUUAAGUCUAGUGCUUGGUGAAGAAGUAAAGACAGCAGUAGAUGAAGUGUUAAAAUUCUAAUGGAUAAAACAGUAUCCAUAAUGAAUCAUUAUUUGCGGUAAAUAUUUAUGUUUAUUCAACUGAUUUUUCGUCGUUUUAAGAUACCAAAGUCGCUACCGUAAUAUGUCCAGUCUCUGAUUUUACAAUCAACGUAAAUAAUCAUCGGUAUUUCUUCCUCUAAUUCUAAAUGUUCUAGUGUUCUUGAAAGAUAAUAACAAUCGAAGACAACAAAUUAUUUUACAUAUCUUGUAUCAAAUUUUUGUUGCGUUCAACUGUUCGUGUAAACAGAAUAAGAUGAAUUUCAAAUUGAAAAUCUUCAAAAAAAAUAAUUAUUUUGAUUCAUUUCCGAAUAAAAUUAUUAUUUCAUAGUAAAGGCUAUAAUUUAUCUGGGUUUAGUUAAUUAAUUUAUAUGUCAGGAUAAUUGUAAGCAUUUAGAUAUUCUUUAUAAUACUUCCAUUUUAUAUAAGUUACAUAUAAAUAUAUAUAUAAUGUAAAAUUUAUGAAAUACUGACUUUUGUAGAAAUGUUGUCUAGGAGACAGUAAUAUGGCCAUGUAAUUUGUGGUUAUAAAAUAUAGUUUUGAAAUCAACAAAUUCGAUAAUUUUUAGUAAAUUACAUAUUUGCGUAUGAUAAUCGCAGAGAUGUGUACAUCAGAUAUGAUAACAUUGACACUUAUAUAAGUACAGAAGUAUUAUCUUUACAGUACUUAUUUUAUGCUUACAGAAAUGGUACUACUAUGAACAAGAGAAAUUGCGGUUAUCAUUAUUUAUAAACCAAGUAUCCAAUUGAAAAGCAAUACUAGGUGCAUAAUGCAACAUAAAAAUAAUCACUCAUUAUGCGAAUACUUUAUUUGGUAUUUUGUAUAGAGGUAUGUUAUCAUACAAGCAUCGGGAUCGUUUAGUCAAUUUCCCUAAAGUAAUACAUGUUAUCGAAGUAAAAUCGUUACUUUCUGUAUUUCCUUUAAUCUUUAAUCUUCAUAAUCAAAAAUUAUAGUGGCUAUGAUCAGCUAGUGUUGCUAUCACAGAAUAGUAAAUUUCUUAAUGUUAUUGUAAACAAUAUGAUAAUUCAAUGAUUAAAGUUCAGUCAAGCGAUUUACUGCUUUGUGGAGAACAAUGGAGAACACAAGGUAGCAUCGAAUAUUUUUAAGAUUACGAGUAUUUUGUACCUUCAUUAUUUACCCCUGUUCUUAAUUUAUUGUAAAUGAUCAUGUUACUGUAUGAAUAAAAUUUUUUUGUUAUCAGUUUCA